AUGCAAGAAAUUGGACAGCGGAGGAAAGACGAAAACCCUAAACCCCAAAUUUUGGUUGGGAUUAGGGAAGAAAGGACGGAGAGCGCGGCGCGGGAAAGAGAAAGGGAGAAGAAGGGAACGAGGAACGACGGCGUUUUACUCAAAUCUAAACUUUGGAUUUUCGGUGAACUUAGGUGUGAUUAA
Molecule: messenger RNA, 183 nt
Organism: Sphenostylis stenocarpa
Lineage: Eukaryota; Viridiplantae; Streptophyta; Magnoliopsida; Fabales; Fabaceae
Source: the annotation of a GenBank genome assembly